Messenger RNA from Lactuca virosa, 705 nucleotides. Lineage: Eukaryota; Viridiplantae; Streptophyta; Magnoliopsida; Asterales; Asteraceae. The record is from the annotation of a GenBank genome assembly.
AUGCCUCCCCAUCAAGAUCUGUCAACCAAUGUCACACCGCCAACUAUCCACGAGCAACUCUCCACACUCAUUGCUAUUUCCACUGCUAAUCUCCAUCGUCUUGAUGCAAUUAUCUCACAAAUGGCCACUGUCAACACCUUCAUGGGCAUUCAAACCGGAACCAUGGCCAAACUCAUCCCGCCUCCACCUCCGCUUCAACCACCGAAUCAACAACCAAUGCCGCCGCUGCCGACAUCCACACCGUCACUGCCGCCGCCACAACAGUCGUUAUUGCCACCGCCGCCUCUAAAACCAUUGGAAUUGCCCAUGUCAACAACCGAACAACAAUUCCUACCACCGAUGAUGCCACCCCCGAAAACUACCUACAUAAAACUACAGAAAACAAUUCCGGCCAACAAAAACUAUCAAGGACGGUUCCAAACAAACGCACCGGGCCUCAAGAACGGGGUCCUUUUUAAGCGGAGACAAACGGAUACGGAUCUCUGGUCAUACCUAAGGCCGCCUCCAUGGCCAGAUCCUUCCGUCCACGAGUACAACCCGAUUGUUAUCCGAAAUCGGCAUGAAUCGGCCUUGAGGACAAGACCAUUUUUCAGAGGCGGAGUAUUGAUACAAUACAGUUUAGUUAUUGACAUAUUCUCUUGCCAUGCUGUUAAGUUGCUUUCAAGUUAUUCCUUAUUUUAUGUUCCAGUAAAGCACCACCAGUAG